Molecule: messenger RNA, 985 nt
Organism: Phaedon cochleariae (mustard beetle)
Lineage: Eukaryota; Metazoa; Arthropoda; Insecta; Coleoptera; Chrysomelidae
Source: the annotation of a GenBank genome assembly
GUUUUUUGUAGGGUUAUGUUGUUGUUUAAUGUUUAUUGUUUUACUUGUGAUGUUUAUAACUAUUUACUAUUAUUUUGUUAGAUGACCUACCUGCGAAUCCAAAACACAAUCCAAAAAGGAUAGAAGUGAAAUUUUCACAAUGUCAUUAUUAUUUUUAGAAGAGGAUCCUUGGUUAUUGGAAUAUGAAUCAUGUGAGAAAUUAUAUAGGGAUAUCAUGGAACAGCUCACAAUACGUCAGAAAUAUUCAAGAACUAGUGAUAAAUAUGCUCAGUUAUCUGCCAACAUUAGAUUACGCCUGAAACAAUUCAACAAUGAAGUAGACCAGCUAAAUAAAAAGUUAGAUGUAUCAGCCAAGUCUGGAAAUAUAACACCUGCAGAAACAGAGAGAAGGACAAGACAACUGGAGCAACUGCGGACCAAGGAAGUACAAGUGCAAAAGGUUUUCCAUGAUCAAGUUGUUGAUAAAAUGAAAGAAGAUCGUAGGGACCUUAUUGGUGCAAGCAGCUCAUAUCUAGAUGUUAAUACAAAUGCUUCCAUAGAUGAAUUGAAAGCCAGCCAGAAAAAAAUCAUCAAAGAGCAAAAUGAAGGCCUUGAAAAUUUAUCACAAAUAAUUUUGAGGCAAAAGGACAUAGCACAUACUAUCUCCACUGAAGUGGAUUUCCACAAUGAGAUUUUAGAUGACCUUGGGACGAAUAUGGAGAGAACUGACCAGUCAGUGAGGGCUCAAACUCAGUAUAUCGGUGUUGUGGACAGAAAAGAUAAUACCUGUAUUUAUUGGGUAAUAAUUAUACUAUUGUUCGUUUGUAUAGUGGUAGUGGCUUGUUUAUAGCAUCAACUUGACUUUAUAUUUUCAAUUCCUAAUCUAAGUUGUAUAUUCACUGAUUCGAUUUUAACGUAAUUAUUAUAUUAUAUUGAAUUAUAUGGUCAUUCAUUUUUUUUCAAAUAUUCCAUACCAAAUCAUAUUGAAUACCUUCUACCUUGAAUA